Molecule: messenger RNA, 2541 nt
Organism: Mandrillus leucophaeus (drill)
Lineage: Eukaryota; Metazoa; Chordata; Mammalia; Primates; Cercopithecidae
Gene: SCNN1B
Product: sodium channel, non voltage gated 1 beta subunit
Exons: 13
Coding region: 64-2037 (657 amino acids)
Biological process (GO): sodium ion transmembrane transport
Cellular component (GO): membrane
Molecular function (GO): ligand-gated sodium channel activity
Source: RefSeq, a predicted model, not a curated record
AUGCUGCUGCAUAUAAACCCAGCUUAGUUAUUUAAAUUGCUGCAUGGAUUCCCACCAUGGAUAAUGCCUACCGAUGGGAAUUUAGGUGACAAAAAUGUUCAGAUGGGGAAACCAGGGCACAGAGAGGGUGCCACCAUGCACGUGAAGAAGUACCUGCUGAAGUGCCUGCACCGGCUGCAGAAGGGCCCCGGCUACACGUACAAGGAGCUGCUGGUGUGGUACUGCGAUAACACCAACACCCACGGCCCCAAGCGUAUCAUCUGCGAGGGGCCCAAGAAGAAAGCCGUGUGGUUCCUGCUCACCCUGCUCUUCACUGCUCUCGUCUGCUGGCAGUGGGGCAUCUUCAUCAGGACCUACUUGAGCUGGGAGGUCAGCGUCUCCCUCUCCGUAGGCUUCAAGACCAUGGACUUCCCCGCCGUCACCAUCUGCAAUGCUAGCCCCUUCAAGUAUUCCAAAGUCAAGCAUUUGCUGAAGGACCUGGAUGAGCUGAUGGAAGCUGUCCUGGAGAGAAUCCUGGCUCCUGAGCUAAGCCAUGCCAAUGCCACCAGGACCCUGAACUCUUCCAUCUGGAACCACACACCCCUGGUCCUUAUUGAUGAACGGAACCCCUACCACCCCAUGGUCCUCGAUCUCUUUGGAGAUAACCACAAUGGCUUAACAAACAGCUCAGCAUCAGAAAAGAUCUGUAAUGCCCAUGGGUGCAAAAUGGCCAUGAGACUAUGUAGCCUCAACGGGACCCAGUGCACCUUCCGGAACUUCACCAGCGCUACCCAGGCAGUGACAGAGUGGUACAGCCUGCAGGCCACCAACAUCUUUGCACAGGUGCCGCAGCAGGAGCUGGUGGAGAUGAGCUACCCCGGCGAGCAGAUGAUCCUGGCCUGCCUGUUUGGAGCUGAGCCCUGCAACUACCGGAACUUCACGUCCAUCUUCUACCCUCACUAUGGCAACUGUUACAUCUUCAACUGGGGCAUGACAGAGAAGGCACUUCCUUCGGCCAACCCUGGAACUGAAUUUGGCCUGAAGUUGAUCCUGGACAUAGGCCAGGAAGACUACGUCCCCUUCCUCGCGUCCACGGCCGGGGUCAGGCUGAUGCUUCACGAGCAGAGGUCAUACCCCUUCAUCAGAGACGAGGGCAUCUAUGCCAUGUCGGGGACAGAGACGUCCAUCGGGGUACUCGUGGACAAGCUUCAGCGCAUGGGGGAGCCCUACAGCCCGUGCACCGUGAAUGGCUCCGAGGUCCCCGUCCAAAACUUCUACAGUGACUACAACACGACCUACUCCAUCCAGGCCUGUCUUCGCUCCUGCUUCCAAGACCACAUGAUCCGUAGCUGCAAGUGUGGGCACUACCUCUACCCACUGCCCCAUGGGGAGAAAUACUGCAACAACCGGGACUUCCCAGACUGGGCCCAUUGCUACUCAGAUCUGCAGAUGAGCGUGGCGCAGAGAGAGACCUGCAUUGGCAUGUGCAAGGAAUCCUGCAAUGACACCCAGUACAAGAUGACUAUCUCCAUGGCUGACUGGCCUUCUGAGGCCUCUGAGGGGGAUACAUUAGUCCUGGCCCUUCUCGCUGCCUCCUGCAGGAAGGGAAUUGUCAAGCUCAACAUCUACUUCCAAGAAUUUAACUAUCGCACCAUUGAAGAAUCAGCAGCCAAUAACCUCGUCUGGCUGCUCUCGAAUCUGGGUGGCCAGUUUGGCUUCUGGAUGGGGGGCUCUGUGCUAUGCCUCAUCGAGUUUGGGGAGAUCAUCAUCGACUUUGUGUGGAUCACCAUCAUCAAGCUGGUGGCCUUGGCCAAGAGCCUACGGCAGCGGCGAGCCCAAGCCAGCUACUCCGGCCCACCACCCACGGUGGCUGAGCUGGUGGAGGCCCACACCAACUUCGGCUUCCAGCCUGACACGGCCCCCCGCAGCCCCAACACCGGGCCCUACCCCAGUGAGCAGGCCCUGCCCAUCCCGGGCACCCCGCCCCCCAACUACGACUCCCUGCGUCUGCAGCCACUGGACGUCAUCGAGUCUGACAGUGAGGGUGAUGCCAUCUAACCCUGCCCCUGCCCACCCCAGUGGCUCGAACUCACUGAGCAGCCGAGACUGUUGCCCGAGGCCUCACUCUAUGGUGCCCUCUCCAAAGGGUCGAGAGGGUAGCUCUCCAGGCCAGAGCUUGUGUCCUUCAACAGAGAGGCCAGCAGCAACUGGCCCGUUCCUGGCCAAGGGCUCCGUAGGAUCACGGUGUUGGUGCAGGAUGCAGGAAUUAGUUGUAUCUUCACCUGGUUCCUACCCUCGUCCCUACCUGUCCUGAUCCUGGUCCCGGCCAGGCCCUGGAGACCCCUCAGAACACCUUCUCCUGGUGGCAGACUACUUCCCUCCCAGUGCCAGUCUCCGUCCACCCCAGAGAGGAACAGGCAGGCGGGCCAUAUGGUCUUCUCCUUCCGGGCCUUGGCUGGCCUCUGGGGCAGGGGUGGUGGAGAGAUGGAAGGGCAUCAGGUGUGGGGACCCUGCCAGGUGGCACCUAAUUUACUCUAGAAAAUAAACGCAGAAAACACUGAG